CCUAUGACAUUAUUGGUAAAAAUGAAGCUCAUUGUGGGUUUAUGUGUUAUUUUUGUGCUUGCGGUUAAUGCCUCCCCGGAGAGCAGAAUUGCUGGCGGGUCCGUAGCUAACAUCGCAAACUUCCCAUUUUCCGCGGCGCUGCUCAAUAAUGUACAAUACGGGACUUUCCGACAGCUCUGCGGAGGCACCAUCAUCAGCAGUAAUGCUAUACUGUCCUCUGCUUCUUGCUUCUUUACUGGUACCACCCCACAUCAAGAAGUAACAUGGCGGGCGCGUCUCGGCUCAGCAUCAGCGAACAGCGGCGGCCUGGUCUACAUCAUCCGCCUCAUCACGACCCACCCGGACUACGUGCCAGCCACUAAGGUCCACGACAUCGCGGUCGUGAGGACCACGCUCAACAUCAUCUUUGGACCAAAUGUGCAAGCCGCGUAUUUAGCUGGUGGAGCGUAUUCGGUGCCGUCUGGACAGGCCGUAACGGCUAUAGGAUGGGGAGCUACUUCGGCGACCAGCGGACUGUCAGCCACCCUCCGUCAGGUGACGAUCUGGGUGACGGAGCAGGCGACUUGCGUCACGCGGUACAGUGCGGUCGACUUUGCGGUCACUGAUCAAAUGAUUUGUGCUGGCUGGCUGGAUGUGGGUAUACGGGGACAGUGUACGGGAGACACCGGCAGCCCCCUUCUCCAUGGUAACGUAGUUGUUGGAGUGUUCUCUUGGGCGGAAGGCUGUGCAGCCGCUCGAUACCCCAACAUUAACACUAGAGUAUCUUCGUACUCACGGUGGAUAGAAGCUACUGCUGUCGCUUAGGAGUUGAAUAAUUGUGUUAAGAUGUGAAAUAAAUUGUUAUUUUUUAUUACGCUUGACGUUUUGAUUUAUUGUAAUUUAAUUGGUAUUAUUGCUUAUACAUAAAUAUAUUAUAAACAAAUAAGUAACCACCUU
Molecule: messenger RNA, 936 nt
Organism: Colias croceus (clouded yellow)
Lineage: Eukaryota; Metazoa; Arthropoda; Insecta; Lepidoptera; Pieridae
Product: trypsin CFT-1-like
Exons: 5
Coding region: 4-804 (266 amino acids)
Biological process (GO): proteolysis
Molecular function (GO): serine-type endopeptidase activity
Source: RefSeq, a predicted model, not a curated record